CUAUAUAUCAAUCUCAACUUUCUCUUGAGUUCUAUUCAUAGAUAUUAACUUUACUACUUUUACACUAGAGUGGGAAAGUAAUAACUAUUCAAAAGUUUCCCUCACAGUUUCCUUAUUUACUAAAAAAGUUUCAUCUUUCAUGCUUUUCAUUUGUUUAAAAAACAAAACGUCACUAUUUGUCUAGAUAACCAAUUCAAUCCCUCAGUCAUCUGUCAUUUAUUAAUUACCACGUUUUUAAUCCUAUAUAUUUCUACAGCCAGAGAAUGUUUGCUCCAAGAAUAAGUGUCGUGAAUUCUACUAUCAGCGGUGGUAGCAGCCGCAGUCCUACAGAUAACAGUUCUUCACAGGGCGGCUCACGAGGUAGCACUUCCAUCGAAAGUGACGAUGACAGACACAGACAAUCCACCAUGGACUACAGAAAACGCGGCAUUUGGUUUGGAUUGAACGAACACAUCAUCGUCACAAUGGCGUCGAGCAUGGGCAUCUUACAAUACAGCAAUUACGCGCUAGUAAACAUCAAAGACAGUGGCACAAUACUGCAAGUAUUUGCAGCGUAUGUCAUUGUAGGAAUCCCCGCUAGUUACAUGCAAAUGGUCCUCGGUCAAUUCACACACCUUGGCGUAUUUCUCCUUAAACGCAUGGUGCCAGUCGCAGAUGGCGCUGGCUUCUCAUACUGCAUCACCAUCUUCUUUCACAGCAUGCUCUCAGUCCUCCAAAUGCAGAAUAUCGUGCUGUAUCUUGUCAUUGCGUGUGUUCCGGGAGACCUUCAAUGGAGUAUAUGUGGCGCCCCCAAUUGUUGGGAAGUGGGAACACCAUGCAAUAAAACUGCACCGUGCGUAGAUGAACAGACACAUGUGGCUGCCUACGUCUUCUGGAAUGAGACAAUCAUGUUGGGACAUUCAACGCCAGAAGAACGUCACCUGGACUUCCCCGACAAGGAAGCAGUCUUCACCUCGUUAUCCCUCUGGAUAAUCAUUUAUCUUUUAUCAUUAGUAUCACUCCUCCGAUUGAAAAAAUUCGUCCGCAGGAUGACUGUGGUGCAUUUAAUCAUCAAAGGAUGCACGACGUUUGGUCUCCUCUUGAAAGCAGGCGUUGUACGUGCGUUUACCCAGCUAACAAUGCAAUCAAUUGUAAAUCUGAACAACAUCUCCGCAUGGCGUGAAGCUGUCAUCCGGGUGGUGAUAACAAUGACGCUCGGGGACUUCUCGCACGUGAUGCUGGGUGCCCUUGGGUCCGACAUGACGAAAAUCGGCUCGGUUUCAUUCUUAUCGGGGUUUUUAUCGUUCAGUUCGCUGUGUAUGGAUGAAAUAAUGGUGAAUUCCGCUACGAUCGCCCUCUGUCAACAGUUGAAUCUACCACAGAGUCAAAGGUAUCUUCUGUUUUCCCCGCCAAAUGCCCCGAUGCAUUUGACGAUGAUCCCGACCACUUUUGAAAUCCUGCCGUAUCCAAGACUAUGGAAUUUGUUGUAUUUUGGUAAUAAGAUGAUGGCGAUCCUGUUUCGCAUCAUAUUGAAUAUUCAUUUCUUGCUGGAGGCAGUCACACAUCGUUUUCCUACGUUGAGUUCGUAUAAAAAAUACACUUCGCCUAUUUUCUGCGCGUUGGCAUGGAGUAUUGGUAUUGUCCUUCAGGGACAUCCAGCGUAUGAAAUCCGUGUGAACUUCCAGAGGGUCACUAUCUUUUUAUGUCAGUAUUUUAAUGUUUUCUUCUUUGCUGCGAUGGUUAGUUAUGUCUACGGCGUGCGGCGUUUCUGUGAUGAUAUACAUUUCCUCCGAAAAUCACCGCCGAAUCUCUACUGGAUGAUCACCUGGAUGCUUUUGCCGAUUUUUCUCUUGGUUACUAUAAGCGCAGAGUAUUUACACAAGAAUAACAUGUUCUUUAAUGAGUGUCUCAUUGAGAUGGUAUUGAUGUUCUCGCCGUAUUUGGUGUUGACUAGUUAUGAGACGAUUAAGAAGAUUAUCGAACGCAAGACUAUUACGUUGAUUACGCCGGAAGCAAAGUGGGGACCACGUGAGGCUGAGCGGAGAAUACGACGAAGGCAGUUUAAUCCUAGGAAAGCUACGAGGUACAUGAUGGAAUCGAUGCAUUGUCAUCAUAUUUGUAUUAUUGAUAGCAAGCUCUUGAAGGCGAUGGUGACGAAGGAAGCGCAGGUUAUGGCGAGGAUUGGUGGACAGAACAGGACAGAAAUGAAGGCUGGGAGGCGGUCAAGAAGAUCCAGCACGGAAUUAAUCAAGCCUAGGUUCUCGCAGCUUUCAUUUUGAAAAGAAAACAAAAUGGUUUUGGUUUACACGCGCCCUCUAUUAACAGUAUUUUAAACUAACAUUUUAAAACUUUUACAGAACUAAAUAAUUUAUAAUUAAAUCACUGAUCUGAA
This is a messenger RNA of Dalotia coriaria, 2371 nucleotides long. Its product is annotated as sodium-dependent proline transporter-like. Gene Ontology annotation, molecular function: gamma-aminobutyric acid:sodium:chloride symporter activity. Bases 264 to 2258 code for a protein of 664 amino acids. The transcript is spliced from 4 exons. The record is from RefSeq and is a predicted model, not a curated record. Gene Ontology annotation, biological process: sodium ion transmembrane transport. Gene Ontology annotation, cellular component: plasma membrane; neuron projection. Lineage: Eukaryota; Metazoa; Arthropoda; Insecta; Coleoptera; Staphylinidae.